Molecule: messenger RNA, 2471 nt
Organism: Megalops cyprinoides (Indo-Pacific tarpon)
Lineage: Eukaryota; Metazoa; Chordata; Actinopteri; Elopiformes; Megalopidae
Product: protein FAM122A-like
Exons: 10
Coding region: 900-1727 (275 amino acids)
Molecular function (GO): protein serine/threonine phosphatase inhibitor activity
Source: RefSeq, a predicted model, not a curated record
CUAUAAUGUCUUAAAAUCUUGCUUGAAUGCUAGCUAACUAGCCAGUAUAGCUAGCAAGCUACCUAGGUAGCAAUCUAGAGCUUUGUGCAACUUUUACCUGGCCAGUUGGCUAGUCAGUUUCUUUUUCUAGUUCUGCCCUUCAUAUCUGAAUCGAGUUGAAGUGCUUUGAAUGCUGAACUGGCGGCCUUAGGUACUUUAAGGAAUAGCUAUAGCCAGCUAUGUAAAAGUGGCUAGCAAUUAUAAUUUAACGGCGGUAACGUUAGCUAGCCAGAGGUAAUUUAGUGCAAACCGAGUAAGCCAGCCAGCCAGCUAGCUAGCUAACUCCCCCCUUGAGUUACAAACACGUACUGUUGCCGUUGUGAGUGUUAGCGCUUACUUUCGAUGGGGGUGCAUGGGCCAUCCCCAUUUAGGAAAAGUGUCGAGUAUUGUUUGAGAAUACCAUACAGUAAAGCCCGGUCUGGUUAGCUAGCUAAUAGUCAAUAUAAUAGCUAGUUUUUAUUUUUUAUUUGGCAACCUACAGAAUAUUAACAUCAGAAAUUCUCUGUAACUGGAGCAACUUGGAAAGGCAGCUGCAUGGUAGAUAAAGCUAAACAAACAUGAAACCGUAUUUGAAUUUACUACGGGCAAGUUAAGCUAGCUAUACUAAGCUAGCUAUCUACGUAGCCAGCAAUCCAACGUUACCUUUCGUUUCUCCGACAUGUGCUAAAUCAGUUGGCUGGCCAUAAAGCAACUUGUAUUUGAAAGGAAAGGAAAUUUUGGAUUGAAGCUAUUGCCUUCAGCUCGGUAGCUUGCGAGUUUAGACGCAAUUUUCGCUAGCCAACAUUUAACUUGGGAAGUUGCAUAUGUGACGACAUCUGUAACAUUAGUUAGCUAGCUAGCUACUGCACAUAGUCGGAGUCAUGGCGCAGGAAAAGAUGGAACUGGACCUUGAAAUAGCGUCGUCACUGAAUCAAGGCGACGGACAAUUGAGAAGAUCCAACAGCGCCCCGAUGAUAAACGGUUUAAGUGAUAACUCACUGGUGUUCCAGCGAGAGGUCCUUCGGAGCCGCAGGAACAGCACCACCGUAGUGAACCGCUCCAGCCUGAUGGUUCCUUCCUCUCCCAUCCGGGUUCCCAGCACCAGACUCCACCAGAUCAAACAGGAGGAGGGUGUAGAUGUGAUGAACAGAGAGACAGCUCACGAGCGUGAGGUGCAGGCAGCCAUGCAGAUGAGUCAGACGUGGGAGGAGAGCCUCAGUCUGAGUGACAACGACUUUGACAAAUCGUCAUCGUCUUCCCCGAAGCGGAUCGACUUUGUGCCUGUGUCGCCAGCUCCGUCCCCUACCAGAGGCAUUGGGAAGAAGCAAUGUUUCUCUCCGUCUCUGCAAAUUCUGGUCAAUAGUAACGGCCUGACAUCCAGCCCUGUCCCCAGCCCCACACGCCGCUUUAACCGCAGGAGCCAGAGUCCCAGUAACUGCAUCAGGCCCAGUAUUCUGGGACCCAUCAAAAGGAAAGGAGAGAUGGAGACAGAGAGCCAGCCCAAGAGACUAUUUCAGGGCACCACCACCAUGCUGUCAUCUGAGGCAUCUCAGCUGCCCGACCUGAGCGCCUGUCUAUCCUCAGAUCUGCUGGAUGGAAGCCUCAGCAGUGUGGGAUCCUCGUCAGGGUCUCCUGCCAAAAUGGAAGGGGUCUCCCCCUCCCCCAGCACCUCCCCCUUCACCCCACUACAGGACCUGUCACCCAAAUGAGGGAAAGGGAUGGGGGAGGGAAGGGAGCCUCGACUGUAUAUGUGUCAGAUCUAAUUUUAGGCAGUCCUCACCCCCCCCAUCUGCUUUUUUUAUUUUUGAAAUGAAAUGAUUCUAUGAAUUGCUUUUGGGGCAAUUGGUGUUAGAAGGUGAGGAGACGGGGUUAUUUAUAGGAGAACAUUAGAAACCCCCUGAGCUGAACUCUGUAUGUGUGUGACAGAGAGUGCGCGCGUGUGCAUGUGUGUGUGUGUGUGUGUGUGUGUUGUGCUAUUCCUGCAAAUGCACUUCACUAACCUGUGGGAGAGGGCCACUGUGGAUCAGAGGGGCAGUCGCAGAGAACGUUAGCACCAGCUGCUAUAUAUAGAAUGACUACAAGGUGCUAAUGCCCAUCCCUGCCGAGUCAGCAGAGCUUCAGUUCCCCCACCCCUUCUGCACUGUCAUAUUAUUCUCCAAAAAUUUGGAGGAACAAACACAUCGGCUCCACAGUUCGCUCAGUCAAAAAUGAAAAUGUUUUCACAUGCGUCAAGUGCUUCUAUUCACAAUUGAGCAAAACCGUUUAUACAGAUCUGUUCACUCUAAUGAAAAUCUCUGGCUGGUUGUAAGGACGUCUUACGUCAUCGAGCAGAAGGUCAAGUUCUAGGCUUGCAGGCUGCUGUUUGUUAUGGUGAAUUGUGCAUGAAAGCACUUGAUGCAUAAAAUGAAUCAGGUUUAAUUUUUGAAGUGAGCUCCCAAAAGGAAGCAGUUCAG